GCGCAGUAAGCAAAAAGCAAAACACCUGGAAGUUAUCCGGAACGAAGAAAUUGUACAUUACAUGGCAUAAAUUGCAGACUACUCGUGCCAGAAGCUGGAGAUUCAAAGAAUUCGCCUUCGAAUGGUUAACGAGCGUGCGUUGGGAAUCAGGUUUUGUUUGGAAUUAAUCAGAAGAAGCUCGAUGAUAUCUUAUUAAACAACCGGAAGAAACAAUCAUGACUACAAGGCAUGAAGAUUGCUGGCUCUAAAGAUGCGGUAAAUAUUCCGUUUUUGUCUUCAGAACGUUAUUUUGAUUUUAAAGCUUAAACAGGCACAACAUCGUUAUUUUGUAGAGCAGUAACAUAACAGAGGCACAAAAAAUGUAGGCGAAUAAACAAUUAACUGCAGACAUAAGACAAGUUAUUUGUGAAUGUGAUGCACAUUGUUGUAGCUCGCAAUAGCCUCACACUAUAGUUUCAUUUUAGGCCUUCGUUUUUCCAGCCAAAAUAUUCUCGGCGAAUUUUGUCGUUAAAAGGACUUCCUCGGUUGAUUGUCCGGCUACCAAACAAUGUGAGAUACUCUGGUAGCGAUUUUUAUUAGCCCGCGCCGAUUACCCGAUUAACAUCUAUUCGCUUUCAUUCAAAACACCAACAAAUUUUUUAAAAGAAGAAAUAAGAAAUAAAAUUAUGACUAAAAUUGGACGAAAUAACAUUGUUUUGAAUUCACUGAGUGUGAUGACAUACUGUGAAGUCCAUAAAAGUAUACGUAUAUUUAAAUUUUUACUCCACAGAUGCGACAGAAACUACCGGUGUCGCAUAAGACAAGAUUUGAAACUUAGUGCACUGUUUUUUUUUUUUUGUUUUUUUUUUUUUUUAAUGAAACGUUCCUAAAUAUGCUUUGGUGAUAAAAAUUAUACCAAUGCUGAAAUGGUAGCUAUUUGUAAAAAAAAAUACUAUUUAGAAAAUUGUGUUUAUAACUAAAAUUAUACAUGAUUCAAACACUGGGCGACUAGAUCACUUGGAAAGCCCAAUCUGCAUCAAACAAUUGUUAUUAUAUUCCUUCAAUUCUUUAUUCAGGAGUCCUCUGGGCCGAUUCUAAAGAGCCCUCAGAACAAUUUCAUUACCAAUUUUACAUUUGCAGCGAUCCCUAGUAAGGCUGAUACAUGUCUACAAAAAAGAUAAGCCAAUAAUGUAAACAUUGAUAAUUUUUUUUAUUAAUUGGCCAGCGAUACACAAUACUACCUUAACAUAAAGUGCGUGUGUGUUUUUAUUAUCACUAUCAUUUUUAACUUCUCUAAAUUUACGGAGAAACCGUUUCACUUUGAAGUUGCAAGCGGUUAAAAAUAUUUUAAUGAAUACAAUCAAACUUCAGGCUUUGCUGUAUAAUUACCCUAACCCUAAAAUAGUAUUCUUUAAAAAAGAUAGACCCCGAACCAGACCCACGACGGGACGAGACCACUUGUUUCCUUGCGAAAUGACGUCUGAGAAACGAGCGCAGAAAUUCAUACUGAUGGCGUGUCACUACCCCGAUCUGGAUAGUGCUUCUGAUUGGUUGAAGCAAAUUUUCCUCGCGGCAUGACCAAUCAGAAGCUCUACCCAGAUCGGGGAAGUGACGUGUCAUCAGUAUGGAAUUUCUGCACUCGUUUCUCAAAUGUCAUUUCGCGGGGAAACCAUAUUGAUGGCGUUACGAAAGGUCGGCUGUUUUGUCAGGCAGAUUUUAUUUGCAUUUGUAAUUUUUCACAGGAGCAGAGAAGUUACAAUGAAGCGAAUCGUCUUGAUUUGCUAUGGAUUAUUCGUUACUAUGACUUUAAUGUCAAAUGCAUUGUUUGUCUCUUGGGACAAGAACGCCAAUUUGACCAGAGAUGACAUUUUUAUUGGUUUUCGACAAAUUUACGUGCCUAAAGUAUUUGGUUCGGUGACCCCAGCCUUCAGAAAUCUCACCUCACAUUCACUGGAUGAGAGAUGCAGCAAGGGGAUGGCUCUCUCAAUAUCAUGGAGCUUGCACGAGCCCUAUUCAGGAGUCCUAGGUCCAAAAAUUGGCAAGCAGCUUGGUUUUGCUGCACGCGGGAUUUUUCCAAGUGAGUAUGAGCCCUAUCAAACAAAACAUUCUUUAAAUUUGUAGCUUUUUCCAGGCGUUCAGAUGGUGGUGUGCAGCGCAAAGUCAGAGAGCGGGGAAAAAAUAAGAUGGAAGAGAGGGGAGGGAAGCCCCCCAGUCCUCCCUUCUCUGUUUUUCCUUCCACAUCUCUUUGCGCCGUCCCCCAAUCUAAACGCGUGGAACAGACUAUCUAAUUUGUGGAUUUUGACACCAGAUUUUCAUCUAGGACCCUGGAAAAACUACGCCAUUUCUAAUGUUUAAGAGUAUGAAAAAUGGAUACAGAAAAGAGAAAGAUGAUAUUUCAGUUUGUGAUAUAACGUGGUGUGGGACAAUCGGGAAAGUAACAAUCAUUUUCACGGCAAACGGUAAACGUCACUUUGUACCACGUGACCAAACUUUUUCCCUUUACUGCAGUAUAGUCUAUUAUUUAUUGUACAUUUAGUCUGAAUAAGUAGUUUUAUAUCAGGCUCAUCCAUAAGGAAUUAUUUCGCACGGUUUUGACAGCUCACGGCUAAUGUUAGCCAUCCAUAACCCGAAAUCUGACGUUUAGUUUUCAGGGGAUCAGUUACUCUGGGUACCAGAGGUAUUUUUCUUGCGUGCAGUGGGAUUUAUCGGUGUCGACAUCAGGUCGACUACCUUCGGCCGAAGCCACGAGCCUUGACCCGCGAUAUAAAAAAAAAAUUAACCCGGCUUGACCGACCUAAACCGGCAACUGCGCAUGAAAAGUCUUUUUUCACCCAACCCCAGAAUACCGGACAGGGGAAUUCCAUUCGUAUCCUGCCAAUGAAGACGUACUUCCAGUUGCCGCCUGUCUCCACCGGAAAUAGUCUACGUUCGCGCAGGCUACACUUAUACCAAGAACAACUCAUAGUGCAGUCACCCAAUGUUUGAGCGUUACCUUUCACUUCAUUUUUCUCUCCAUUAACAGAUGUCGUUCAACAGAUCGUUCGAUAUUGUUGCAAUGGAAGUAAAAUUGUCUAUGGAAGAUUCCUUAAAAGUAUUCGAGAAGCAGAAGAUCACUUUUCAGAACAGAUGUACGACUUCACAUUCCCCGUGUACGUAUCAAAAAUGGAUAAAGAUCUGUAUAAAGAUCAACCGUUCGUUACCGUGGUAGCAGCACCGCGAGUCAUGCUUCUUGUGUAUGACAGUCCUCAGGUAACGUGAAAUACAGUAAGCCUUCUUUAGUACGGACUGCUUUAGCAACGACACAAGGGAGGGGGGCUUACCAUUAGACAUAACUGAGGGUCCAGAACAGCCCAUUCGUAAAGAGGAUUCCACUGUUUAAAGCAGAACUGUCCAUUCGGAGCAGUCUUUUUCUAAAUACUAUGAACAGCAUGGUUAGAGUUUUAGCGAAGACUCUAGAAAAAAGCCUGUUCGUUUUCACGAUGACCAUCCUGGCCGGCCAGUUCUGACUUUGGGUAAAACCAAAAGCGCUCUAAGUGUCCGUCUUAGAGAGGUUUCCCCCUACAGAGCCUAAGUGAGGGAAAACGACUGAGAAAGGGCAGAAACCAACUCAAAGUGACCGUUUUAUGGUGAGGUGUCCGCUUAAAGGGAGUUGACUAGUGGUGAAUCAGUGAAUGCCAUUUGUAAGUUAAACAAAGAUCUUUUAAAUAAUGAGAAGGAAGAGUUUCAGGUUUCAAAAGGUUGUUUUCAUUUUUCCAGGGGCAGUAACUGAUUUAUUGUCGAAAUGUAUUAUUAAUCAUAACCUUUUUAUGGCCGCUCACGAUAAAGGACAUUGCAAAACAGAUUAGCACUUGUUCAGGCUGACGCGGCAAGGCCUGACCUGAGAACUAAACUGACAACAUCUACCCAUCUCGGCGACGCUUACGACGCACGCAAGCUAAAUCCUCUCUAUCCAAUAUUUAGAUUAGCUUGGUUAUUCCUACUGGCAUUUAGGAACGCCCAUCAAGUCUGCAAAUAGAGCCUUUGUAGUUACCUACUAAAUCCUACUGAAAUAAGAGUUGUUAAAAAUAAAAGAAAAUGGGCACAAGGACCGAGUCUAAAAGAAUUGAACCUUCUUGUUCCACAGAAAACAAGGACGCAAAAUCUGGCUGAUACGAUAUUUAAUGCCUGGCCAUUCUUGAUAUUUAUAUUGGCUGCCGCGGGAGCAUCUGGAAUGUCCGUCUGGUUAUUGGUAUGAUAAAAUUAUACUGGACUAGAUUAUUUCGAAAUAGAAAUUCAUAAUCUAGGUAUCCAUUCUUCUAAGUCAUUUAGAAUCAAUGAUUUCUUUCAGUCUGCUUAAGAUAGUGAAAAUGCCGGACUUUGAGAAGGAGAAAUAGUUGUCACUGGACCGGAAUAUGAUGACGGAAAAAUAGAGUUUACUUCUGAAACUUUUUCAGAAAGAUUUAACAAUCAUGGGAACCGAAGGAAGGGAUCAGAGGCCAAAAUCAAAACUAAAUCCACUUAUGGCGUAUGGAAAGCUCAAAAUGCCUUUGUUGAGGUCUCGAUUGGAUUUUGGAAAGUUAAAUAACUCAAAAGCCAAGUAGUAAAGUAAUAAUAAAGCUAAAAUAGUCGCGAAAAAACCUUGGAAUGUCACCGCACUAAAUUAAAUGCCUGAUAAUCAGUUUUCAAUUGAUUUGUUUCCUCGUAGGAAUAUGUCUUCUUCUCGUCAGAAUUUUCUACCACAUUCGUCCAUGGAGCCUGGGACGGGUUUUGGUGGGCCGUUGUUACCAUGACAACUGUCGGGUGAGUGAUCUGAUUCCCUACCGAUUUCUUUAAUUCUUGUUGCAUAUUUCCACAUUUGUCUAUUCUCACUCCGCAGCCAAAUUAUAACGCGUUUCCUCAAUGAUUUCAUUAUCAUAUUUUAGAAGUCAGAUGAAUCAAAUUUCCAAUUCUCAGUUUCUCUAGCUGUGCAACCCACUUUUGCCUCUACCAAUGAACAACUGGACGACAAUGAUAUGUCUAUAAAGCGAGCGAAGAUAUUGCCCCACAAAAGCGCAGAAUUUUACAGACGUUUGUAUGGGGACAGUUCGUGCAACUCAACAAUACAAACGCCUAAAAAAUUCCGCGACUCUUGAAAGCUGUAUCUUUGUUAGUUUUUAACAAAUCACUUUCAAACUUGACGCAUUUACUGAUUUUAAGGCGCUCAUUCCAGCCAUGUUCACGGAUUUUGGCUAACUGUUUCCAGUCAAAAGUUGAAAAAAUCGUGUAAGGGUCUAUUGCUGCAGUAAGUCAUAAGUCAUUCCUGGUAAACUACAAUUUACAUCCAUUUUCACAAUCCAUGUUACUAUUUUUACUCCGUAAGGUUCGUCUGGUAACUUUCUGUCAUUGUCUGUUCUCUGGUACAUGACAACCACCAAAUAUGACCUUCCUAUGAAGUCUGUGUUUGCCUCUAAGGCAACUCAAACAGACUAAAAUGAUCAUACAAUUAUUAUGAUGUCUCGGACCCAAAACCCUCUGCUUUUCAAAGACAGUGAGCUGCCUAAAAUCUUUGUGCCCCCUAGUUUCCAAAGGCUUGCUAAGGCCCUGAUUUGAAACACUUUAAUUUUGUUUCUCACCACUAUUGAACAAUUUUAUAAAAAUUUCGUCGUUUCUUAGGUAUGGUGACAGAUCACCGAAAUCUUUACCUGGGCGCCUCUUCUGUUUUAUUUGGAUAAUCACUGGUAUAAACAUCAUAUCCAUAUUUACUGCGUUGGUAACCGCUACAGUGACGGCUUCGACUCGACCUUACUUUAAUAUUCAUGGAGCAAAGGUAGUUUGAGUUCAUCUUCCAGCAACUUUACUUUUGUUUAGGGCAAUAUAACACCAAUCCAAAGUCAAUUCCCAUAGUACCUCAAAGGCCGGAUUAAAGCUAAGGCUUUCAGCAAUUAACUCGUCCCAGAUCAACAGACAUAUAGAUUCUAGUGGAUCAGUAUUUAUUUUAUGCUUAUCAAGUGCAAAGAAUAAGAUCAAACUCUACUGCUUUACGUAUCAUCCGUUGCAGGUCGGGGCAGUUAAUGGAAGCGAGGAGUUUCGUGUUGGUGUUAGCAUCAACCUCGACAUGAAAGGUACCACAGCUACUACGUUAUGUUUUUUUUUCCUUUGCGAACAUAAAGCGCACUAAGAGCCAUUAUGGCUCUUGAGUGGACUUACUGAAUCUGGAUAGCAAAUGACUUGUACAUCGCUGUUCCUGGAUCAAUUAAUCAAUUGACUAGUGACUUGAAUAAAUGAUUGAUGUAGCGCACAUAUGAUGUUUUUGUGAGAUUGGUGGGUACUCAGAACAGUGGGGUGGGGUGGGGAACCUGUGCUUCUUACCCAUCCCUGAAGGGAGGUAUAACCUCGUUCCCAGGUUCUUUCUCCUACUCUCGCUCCGUAGGGACGGGUAGGAGAGAACCCAGGGAACGAGGUUGGGGAGGUUCCCCUAUAUUCUCGCCAGUCCAUAUGUUCCCCAUUAAAAGGUGCUUUUGAACUCUUUAAUCUUGAAUCAUGUGCUUCUCGAAGACAAUUAUUAUAAUGAGAUCAGAAUUUAGCUCAAGGUGUGUGAAUCAAAUACCUAGGCUUGAUUAAUGAGUAUACUGUAGCACUUGACAUUCUUACAUAGAAAAUCCUCCAAGUACUGCCGAACUGCCGGGAUGUUCGGCCCUCGAAUCCCUGCCGUCAUUAGACUCAACCAAUUUUAACUUCCACUGGGUUUAAUCAGACUGCGAAACAGCACAUAUUUUUGGGCAAGCGAUGAAACGAGAGGCCUGGAAUGAGGGUGAAAAUGGAGAGUGAGACUCGGGAAAGAUGACCUACGAGCGUACGGCAAGGCUUGCGCGCUUUGCACGAGAAUCUUACGCCCAAACUUCCUGCCUUGAAAAAUAGAUUCUGAGAGGUAAAAAAGAACCGACUGUUUCGCAGUCAAGUGUUUAAUGAGCUGUCCGUCAAAUCACCCAAUCCUACCCCUCGACAAAACUAUUUAAUAUAACCAUUACUGUUUCCUUUGGCCUUCACUGAGAUUCUGGGGAAACAAAAUUCACUGUUUCCCGUCGGCAGGAGCCAUUAUAGGGGCUAUAUCACGGUUACCGUCCGGGGAUGUCUUGUUCAUUUUCUAAAUAAUACCAAUUACACUCCCUUAUUCGCUAUGAAGAUUGGAAAUUAAUUGUGAAUGAGAAGAUCACCGCUUCGCAUCACACAAAUAUGUCUCCCAAGCAUUAUUUCAAACGUUACAAAGAAUAAGCAAGUUUUCAAAACCACCACUGCAAUCCGUUUCAUUCUUCUCCAAGUUUGUCCUUUCGCGCUUCCUUUUGUAUUUUCUUCGAGUAUGGUUUUUAUACCUUCUUUUAACGUUUUGAACCGGGUAAUUUGAAUAUUUCACUCAACUUGGUGGCAGUUACCACUAUUUGAAUUUACAUAAAUUUCCUGACACGGCUGCUUUAAGUUUUAAGUGUUUUACUUCUGUUAACAGCAUUUGACACCCCUGCGAAGAUGACCACAGCACUGAUGGCUCAGGAGGUGGACGGAAUUCUGAUUGACAACUACGCAUUGACAAGGUUUUCUAAUUGGAUGGAGAAGGAACCAAUUCGUGUGGAACGCACUAUUGAACAUCCAAUCACAUACGGCCUAGUACUGCCCACAGGGUCACCAAUCACUACUCAGUGCGUGCGACGAUACAUGACAAACUUCGACCAUGAAAUCUUUGACAAUAUCGCCAAACACCUCAAACCUGUUAAGGUAAGUAUAAGCGUUUAAGGGUUUUUAUAUUCAUUUUUCUUCUGAAAGAGGAGGCAAUUGAUCACAAGGAGGAGAAGUACAACAUACACACCCAUAAGUACCUAAAAGUGGCUCAGGGUAACCUAGAGAGACUAAGGGAAUAUAUUCAGUGGUGUACAGAAAGUAAUAUGUAGCGAAUUUGUUGUGAACUAGGACAUAGCGAGUUCGACAAGUGGCGAAACCGGUUGUUACCCUACCACAUUUUUGUUGUCUUCCCACCACCAUCGCCGGCACCGGCACUUUUCACCUAACGGCUAACGAUGAGCGUAAAUCUAGGAUUACUCCAUUUACAGAUAAAUGGGGUUAGAGCUAACCAGACUUAAAAAAAUUUCAUUCGGCUGAUUGUGAUGUUCUCAGCUGUAUCUUAACGUACAUGAUAUUAUUCAUUCCUCGUCAGAGUAAGAAUACUGAAAAGAACUAUGCAGUGAAAGAAGCAGAAGGCCUUUUCUAUCAAGAACAUCUCUUUAGCAGCGUGGUCAGGAUUGGUGUUGGUGUUGUGUCUGGUCUUGUGUUCAUUGGGCUUGUGUGGGAAUUUUCAUGUCGAAGACGCAAACACGGUAAGUUCUGUGUGAGGUAACGAAAAUGUGUUGUCUGAACGAACAAGACUAUGGAUUGAUCAAUUGGCAAACUAUUUCAAAGGCCUUUUUCCAACUGGAGUCUUAUGGUUACAUUUCCGCCUUGGUGUAACAUAAGUACACACCGUUAACCCGAGUUGUUUUGUAUAACGUGCUAUGUAUAAGAUCCUAUGGUAUUAAUCCGAGCAAAAGGUUUAUGUUACUUGAUCAAAGCUGUGGUCACUUUCCUCGUAAUCAUCAGCAUUAUCAUUAUCAUUAUAGUAACCACAACCCUCGCAAUAGGCCCUUCUGUGUCACCGUAUUUUCGCUAUCUUAGUCAUCAUAUUAAUCACACUAAGUCUUACAUCGUAAUUUCCUCUUCUGCAUUGCUAUAACUGACAUAUGAUUACCAGUCUGUAUUUUCUUGCAGCCAAAUCACAGUCAAAACAGCCUGUUACCAAGGAAACAGACACUGAAGUGACUCCUUUGACCAAGGAUAUAGGAAAGAAAGAAGAGCUUCUCUUUGAAUACAACAAAUUUCAAAAGCGCUGGAUGGACCAGCUGUCAGACAUGAAGAACCGCAAGCCAUGAUCAUUGACUAUUUUAACAGUUUCAUGACAAUUAAAACUGUAACCACAGUAAAAAGUUUUAGACUGUAAAGCAUCUAGUGCGAGGUAAAACGAACCUGAUACUAAUGAGCAAAAUCUAUUGUUCUCGCUCAUUCACCGUCAGAACACAUGUGAAGUCAAACUCUUCCCCACGGCUUUUUCAUUAAAAGUGGUAGUGCUUAGGAAAAUCCCUGGGGAGGAGGUUGACGUGAAGUUGGAAGUUUGACCCGGGUUACUUUUCACACUCAACUAUUUUAAUUUUAAAAUUUGUUACUGAAGAUUUUACUGAUCCAGGUCUACUAAAGAUCCGGCUGACCCUCACUGGUUUGUCGUUUUGGUUUUAAUUUGAUAAGUAUUUCUGAAACUUUUCACAAUCAAUCUGGAUGUUCCUGGUUCUGCUGAACCUCUGGCACAAAAUUUCGUCCCAACUUUGACAUAAGUUUCAUUUUAUAGUAGUCCGCUCAGUUCUUAAUAAUUCGUCCAAAUGCAAGUAGAAGUAGCGAGGGUAAUUUUUUUCUAUUAUAUCUUUCCAUAAAAAGAUAAUCAAGAAUAACACCAGGGGGGAGGGGUGGUAAGGUGGAAGAGGUGUGGUAGUUGGGAGUGUAGUUGCUAGUUGUAGUUGCUAGUUUGCAAUUUGCCUUUUUCUUUUUAUUCAGAG
Porites lobata is the source of this 9563-nucleotide messenger RNA. The record is from the annotation of a GenBank genome assembly. Lineage: Eukaryota; Metazoa; Cnidaria; Anthozoa; Scleractinia; Poritidae.